AUGCUUCUCGCAAGCCUCUCGCUCUUCGCUCUCUUCGCCCGCCGCGCCGCGGCAGCUGUGUCCCCAUUCGUCGAGCCCCCAGCCGAGCUCUUCUCGCCCCUUAUCGCCAAGAAGGUGCUCGCGACCGCGGAAGCGUUCCCGAGCCCCGCAAUGUACCCUCAGUACACGGACCGCGUCGAGGGCAAGUGGAAUUGGGUUAUUCUCGACAAGUGGACCACCGGCUUCUUCCCCGCGACGCUUUACGCCAUGCACGCCCGCACGAAGCUCUGCCAUCACUCUAGCGUCGGCGACGGGGAUCAAUGGCUCGCGCUGGACGCUCGUGGCCACACCGGAGAUCUCGCUCAUCCACAACAACACGAACAUAGAGCACGACGUCGGCUUUCGCAGAAACCCGGACAACCAAACUGCAAUUUCGGCGGUGAACGGGUUCUCAGACGACCUGGCGGCCGGUUCAGCGAAAUCGUCGGGUGUACGCGUAGCUGGGACACGGACGAUCCUACAGACUUCCAGGUCAUCAUUGACAACAUGAUGAACCUAGAGAUCUGUCUGAUGGGCCGUCAGCUCUUUUUCGCGAGCGAAGCCUUAACCGGGAACCACACUCUACGCGACAUGGCCAUUUCUCAUGCCGACAAGACCAUGGCGAACCACAUUCGUCCGGAUGGCAGCUCCUUUCACGUGGUUGAUUACAACUCGACGACUGGAGUCGUGAUAAAGCAGAGGACUUAUCAAGGCUAUGCGGACAACAGCACAUGGAGUCGCGGCCAGGAAUGGGGGAUCUACGGCUUCGCGACCAUGUACAAGCACACGCAAAAAUAUGACUACAUCCAAACCGCACGUCGCAUGUCCGACUACUUCCUCGACAACCUUCCCGACGACGGUGUUGUCCCCUGGGACUUCAACGCGCCCCUCGACCCCCCACGUCCCGCGGACUCGUCUGCGGCGAUGAUCGCCGCGAACGGCCUCCUCCUCCUCGCGAACAGGAGACCUCCAUCUUCAACCCCGUUGGCGCUACGCGCUACACCAACGCUGCCAUCAAGGCUGGCGUGGGCGCCGACGUGGCAGAGCUUGCUGUCGAACGGAACGGUUAACACCCCGAAGCAGAAUACCCUGACGGGCAUGGUAUACGGUAUGCAGUCUUCGGUCGUCCUUCCUGCUGAGUUGCUGACAAAUUGUCUGGCUGGGCGAAGGCGACUACUAUUCAUCACGGCUGGGAAUACGCUCGUCGAGAAAGGCCUCGCGAGCUGCUGA
This is a messenger RNA of Epithele typhae, 1248 nucleotides long. RefSeq names its product glycoside hydrolase family 88 protein. The transcript is spliced from 9 exons. Gene Ontology annotation, biological process: polysaccharide catabolic process. Lineage: Eukaryota; Fungi; Basidiomycota; Agaricomycetes; Polyporales; Epitheliaceae. Gene Ontology annotation, molecular function: chondroitin hydrolase activity. The record is from RefSeq and is a predicted model, not a curated record. Bases 1 to 1248 code for a protein of 415 amino acids.